AUGAACAAAAAGUUUUUAUUAAGUCUUUUCCUCUUGGUCGCCUUGAGCAUCAACAGCGCUAAUGCAGUUAUUGGCGUCGAUGUUUCAGAUUCUAUAGAUGAAGAUACCUUCAAUUGUUUGAUUGACAAUUAUGGUAUCCAAUUUGUUAUUUCUAGAGGAUAUUAGAGCAUCGGAAAUGUUGACUAUAAUGCUAUUGAUACUAACCUUAAUGGAAGAAGUGCAGGCCUUAUCACUGAUGUCUAUCUCUUCCCCUGCUUAGCCGUAGACCCAUCUUAGAUUGCUUCUGAUUUUGUCAGCUCUAUGGUUGAUGGAAAUGGUAACGAUGUUUAUGGUACUGUUUGGAUCGAUGUUGAAUACAAUCCUUCUUCUACUUGUGCUUGGAGUUCUGACAUCGAUUACAACUGCAGCUUUUUAAGUAAUCUUGUCUCAAGCCUCUAAAGCUAUGGUAAACUUGUUGGUAUUUACUCAAGUUAGUACUAGUGGUCUACUAUCUUUGGUGACGAAGGUAACUGCCCAUAUUUUACUUCCAUUCCUAUCUGGUAUGCUCACUAUGAUGGCUCAGCUAGUUUUGAUGACUGGUACAAUGGUUUAAGUUUUGGUGGAUGGAGUGACCCUGCUAUCAAGUAAUACGAUGGAGAUGAGACUGCUUGUGGAGCUGGUGUUGAUUUCAACUUCUAUUGA
Molecule: messenger RNA, 681 nt
Organism: Tetrahymena thermophila SB210
Lineage: Eukaryota; Ciliophora; Oligohymenophorea; Hymenostomatida; Tetrahymenidae
Product: glycosyl hydrolase family 25 protein
Exons: 2
Biological process (GO): peptidoglycan catabolic process; signal transduction; cell wall macromolecule catabolic process
Molecular function (GO): lysozyme activity
Source: RefSeq, a predicted model, not a curated record